Molecule: messenger RNA, 2805 nt
Organism: Eriocheir sinensis (Chinese mitten crab)
Lineage: Eukaryota; Metazoa; Arthropoda; Malacostraca; Decapoda; Varunidae
Product: collagen alpha-1(I) chain-like
Exons: 2
Coding region: 439-2121 (560 amino acids)
Biological process (GO): signal transduction; positive regulation of GTPase activity; protein phosphorylation
Cellular component (GO): membrane
Molecular function (GO): GTPase activator activity; protein serine/threonine kinase activity
Source: RefSeq, a predicted model, not a curated record
AAUGAAAAUGGAAAUCUGUCCCCAUAUCACAGUCGAUCUUCGUCUUUCUGUGAAAUAUCGUGGCCCAUCGCACUUUCUUAAGUCGGAAGACGGAGGUUAGUGCGAUGGUUAAGUCACUAAAAUUUAACUAAAUGUCUGAAUGGCCAUAUCGAAGGAGUGUGAGGCGAGGUUGGGCGGUUUUUGAUGAGGCAUUUGGCGGGAUUGUGGGUCGAGAUUGGCAACGCUGCUUGAGGCCCCAGACGCGGGAGUGGUUCGGAGGAGGGUCGACCGCUUUUGUUUAGUAAUGUUUACCUCAGUGUGUGGUUGGACUGUGCGCAGUGAGGAGUUGCUCCGCGUUCGGUAUGCUGGAUAUGUGAGUGCUUGGUGUGAUUUACAGUAAAGCUCAAUGAUGUCCGUGAUGGUGCGCCGCCGGUAAGGGACGAGGCACAGGGCUUCGCCAUGAGUGUAUUUACUGAGUUCCACAAGGCGUGGCGUGCCAGGUUCCCUGGGAAUGAUCUGCCGGCGGCAUGGGAGGAGGACGUUCGCGCCAACCUGGCGAAGCAUCGCUCGCGGGUUGCCGUACUGAAGGAGGAGCUGGAGAAGGAGCAGUUUUAUGUGGAAUACCUUGAGUGCCUCUUAAACGAUGUCCAGCGUCAGCACAUGCACGGCGGCGGCCCCGAGGAGCUAGAGCGGGGUGAGGCCCAGGGGGAGGAGCGGGGCCAGGGCGAGGGCAGCGAGGGAGCCCCCGCCCCAGUGUCUACUACGGGGGUUGACUCCCCCGUGACGGAGGCCAUCAACACCAUGAUGGUGCAGCGCCAGCAUCAGCCCCCGCGGGAGCCCGCCCCCUUGCCCGGCUCGCCUGAGGGAUCCACGCCGCCGCAGGAGAGUCAGGCCGAACCCAAGGCGGAGGGCAUCCAAUCAUCACCUCUGUCCGAAGAAGAGGAGUCCCCGCUGGCCCCCAUCACGCCCUUGGCCGCCCCUCCGCCUGCAGGGGGCAGCUCGGUGCGAGACCUUGCACGCCGCUUCACUGCCUCGGGGGGGACCAGGCCCAGCGCAGCGGGGCGUCCUCCGACGUACAACCGCUCCACCUCGGUACCUGGUGCCAAUGCAUCCAAGGAGUCGCAGUUUGUCACCGUCAUCACCGUCAACGGUGCCGGUCAGGGCGAGGACGCGCGGGGCCGGAAGGUGCCUCCUGCCCCGCCCCCCAAAACGUUCCGCAGGUCUACAGGGGCGGAGGGCGAGGCCGAGGGCAAGGCCUCCGCAUCUCCCUCCUCCCCCGUGUCAUCACGGCCCCCUCAUGCCAUCCCACGCUCCCCCCAGAGGCCGCGUCACCCUUCCCCCGUCAGGGACUCCACCAUCUCCGCACCAACAAAGGCGCCGCUGCAGAAGACUCUGUCUGCCUCCAGUGACAGCCGCCCCUCCACGCGAGACGGCCAGAAAGGCUCCCAGGCCGGUCACGAGCUCCAGAAGUCUCCCUCAAACCCGAAGGAACUUCAGAAAUCUCCCUCGAGUGCCUCUUCCUCGACGGGAAGCCUGGGCAAAAAGAGCGUGUCCAAGUCGUCCUCCAGCGCCUCCUCAUGCGGAGGUAGCGGAGGAGCACCCUCCCGCCGCAUGGGGCUGAGGAAGACGUCCUCGCUGUCAUCCUCGAGGUGCGGUGAAGAUGAGGACGAGGUGGGCGGCGGCUCGGCAUCUGGGGCGUCUCUGGAGAAUUUGACAGAUGAUGAGCCGCUGUACGACACCGUGGCACCUGACGAAGAGGAGGACAACGGAGAGUAUGUGUUGCUGUCCGACAAAAGCUCUGAAUACAAUGGCACAGACACCCUCAAGUCGGCGGCGUCGGGCGCCUCGAGCGAGGGCGGCCUCAGCAAGUCUGGCGGCGGGGCGUCCUCGGGAGCCACGCCCUCAGGGGGGUCGCCUGCCCCCGAGCACCCGCCAGACUCUCCUAAAUACUCCAACUACGUGAACAUCGACUUCUUCCUUAAGAAAAAGAAGGCCAGGGCGCGCCACAUGCAACGUUGUGAGAGCGUGGAGUCGGACGAGGAGGAGGGCGGCCCGUCCCUCCUCCACUCCCUCUCCUCCGACCACGAGGAUGAGCCCGAUACCCGCGAGGAGCCGCUGGACAUUGACUCAGGUAAGGGGUGAGGACAGGUGUGGAAAGAGAGGUAGAUAGAUAGAUUGUGAUAGAAAUUGAGGGUAACCUAACCUAACUUAACCUAAACGAAUCUAACCAAAUCACGAGGAAAUGAGUGGAAAGUUAAAAGAAGAAAAGAGGAGAGGGUGAAAAAUUGAAUUGGGGAGAGGAAAGAAGGAAAGGUAAGGAGAGAGGUUGGGGGAGGAAGCAAGGGAAGGGGGUGUUUGGAGAGUAACCUUACCUAACCGUGAGGAAGAGAAUGGAGAGGUAAGAGAUCGAAGAAAAUAAAGAGAGAAGAAAGAAGGAAAUAUAUUGAGUGGAUGGGAUGGCAGGAAGGGAGGGAGGUGAGGUGCUUGGAGAGAGUAACCUAACCUAACCUAAUCGUGAGGAAGAGAAUGGAGAGGUAAGAUAUCGAAGGAAAUAAAGAGAGAAGAAAGAAGGAAAUAUAUUGAGUGGAUGGGAUGGCAGGAAGAGAGGAAAGUGGGGUGCUUGGAGAGAGUAACCUAACCUAACCUAACCUAACCUAACCGUGAGGAAGAGAAUGGAGAGGUAAGAUAUCGAAGGAAAUAAAGAGAGAAGAAAGAAGGAAAUAUAUUGAGUGGAUGGGAUGGCAGGAAGAGAGGAAAGUGGGGUGCUUGGAGAGAGUAACCUAACCUAACCUAAUCGUGAGGAAGAGAAUGGAGAGGUAAGAUAUC